CACGAUUGUAGAGGAAAAGAAAAUAAAAUCUUUCGUGAAAAAUACGCAUUUAAAAAUUGGGGAGAAGAGUUCUGAGAGGUGGGAAAGAUCUGAUGCCUGAAAUCUAGAGAGAGAAAGCUUAAAAUAAUUUCGAUACGCAUUAUGAUGACAGAAUCCUAGUGAUAGAUUUUGUUGCCUUUAAGUUUUUUUUUUUCCUAUUAUUUUUUUCCGCAUUGAAGUUGGCGUGAUUUCUGAAAAUUUUCGAGUCAUCGAUCAUAAUCAUACGCAUGUGUUGUAAUCAGUGGCGUGGUGUUUGAAAUCGAAGCCUUGAGGGUGUGAUUAUCGUGUUCGAGGCACAGUGUGCGUGUGAUUUUUUGUGGAGAAAUCAAUGCCAGGGAAUCAGAAACUGCGUAAGAAUUGUUCGCCGACCGAUAGUCUCGAAGAGACAAUGAGAAGACUGAAGAUUGAAGAUACUGGUGGCAAUGGUAGAGUGGAUGAUGACCCAGAAACUUAUCCUGAUAGACCGGGUGAACCAAAUUGCAUAUACUUUCUGAGAACAGGUUCUUGUGGUUUUGGAAGUAACUGUCGUUUUAAUCACCCCUCUACUGGUGGGCAGGUUUAUGAUGGUAAAAACACCAGUGAGUUGCCAGAAAGAGCUGGACAGCCAGAUUGUGGGUAUUAUCUAAAGACAGGCACAUGCAAAUAUGGUUCUGCAUGUAAGUAUCAUCACCCUAAGGAUAAGCCGAGUGACAUCGUAAUGAAUGCUUUGGGCCUGCCAAUGCGCCAGGGUGAAAAGUCAUGUCCUUACUACAUGAGGACUGGUUCAUGUAAAUAUGGAUCUGCUUGCAAGUUCCAUCACCCCCAACCUCUAGAGGGGCCCGGAGGUUCUUCAUCCUCUGUAGGUGAACUCUCAUUACCAAAGGCAACUUAUAUUGCUGGUUCUCUUCAACUUCCUCCGAGCUACAUGCCGUUAUAUGUGUCUUCACCACAAGGAUGGAAUACAUACAUGGGAAGUGUCAGUCCUCUACCAGUUAAUGGGCAAAUUCCAGCUUCUUAUCUGCCUGAAAGGCCAGAUCAACCAGAAUGUCGAUAUUUCAUGAAUUACGGAAGCUGUAAAUACGGAUCAGACUGCAAAUAUCACCACCCUAGGGACAAGGUGUUAGCUUCAGGCACCAUUGGGCCACUUGGGCUUCCUCUUAGGCCCGGGCAGACAGUGUGUUCGUUUUACAGUUUCUACGGGCUCUGCAAAUACGGGCCCACUUGUAAAUUCGACCACCCAUUGGAGGGAUAUCCUAACGCGUACAAUGCACAGUAUGGCUUGAGCGGGCACACUCUAAGCCCGGUUUAUUCGAACCCAGGCCCAUAUCGGAGAAUGUCGAUGUCCGAUCCAAAAUCAUCAAAGUCUGGUGAUUGGGUCAAGAAGGGCCCAACAGCUAGCAACAACGAUGAUAAGAAAAAUGAUGAUGCAAACACAAAAGAUUCGCACGAGGAGAAAGAGAAAGACUCACAAGAACCAUCCUCUGAGGUUGUAAUUCAGAACGGACUCGAGUGACGUGUGAACAAUGUUGUUGGGGCCGAAGCUUGAAACUUCGACUACCUUAGAAAGGGGUUGAAGGGCCGGGCGAGGUUUAUUUUUGGCUAUCUUUUGGUUUCCCCUCCACAAAACUAUGGUAUUUUUGAUGUUGUAUUAAAUUUAACGUCUGUGGCUAACUUUAUUUAAGGCUCAUGGGAUUAAUUGGAGGAAGGGGGAAGAAUACUAUACUCUUUGACUUUGUGUGUGUGUUUAUCUUCUUUUUUCAUUUUAUUUUGUCUUUGCAUAGGUAUGACAAUGAAAUUUUUUAUUUUUUUUGGGAGGAAUAUGAGGUUUUCUAUCAUAUUUUGAUUUUCAAAUUUUCUUAUGGAUUUGGC
Striga asiatica is the source of this 1887-nucleotide messenger RNA. The record is from the annotation of a GenBank genome assembly. NCBI's taxonomy places the organism in Eukaryota, Viridiplantae, Streptophyta, Magnoliopsida, Lamiales, Orobanchaceae.